Messenger RNA from Cimex lectularius (bed bug), 1280 nucleotides. RefSeq names its product pepsin-2B-like. The transcript is spliced from 9 exons. The coding region runs from base 45 to 1262 and encodes 405 amino acids. Gene Ontology annotation, biological process: proteolysis. Gene Ontology annotation, molecular function: aspartic-type endopeptidase activity. Lineage: Eukaryota; Metazoa; Arthropoda; Insecta; Hemiptera; Cimicidae. The record is from RefSeq and is a predicted model, not a curated record.
UCUAAUGAGAUAGAGCACCAUUAAAAGAAUGGAAGUUGUCAACAAUGAAACCCUAUUUGCUACUCGUUUUUAUUUUUUGGCCGGUAUUUUGCCAAAGUGCGAUAAGGAUUCCUCUCAAAAAAUUUCCAACAGAACACAACCGCAUUUCUUCAUAUAAAGAACAUAGUAAAUGGAAACGAGAAGAGCCUGGAAAGAACAAAUUGGUGCAUAUUUAUGAUCCUGCAACAUAUGGGUUAGUCGGCGUUGGUACACCGAUACAAUUUAUCCCCAUACUGUUUGAUACAUUUUCAAACGAAAUUUGGUUGUUCAAUAAUGAAUGUACUUCAGAAAUAUGCCUCAUUACCAAACCGUACAACCCUUCGAGUUCAAAUACAAGCAAAAUCUGGAGGAUUGAAUAUAAACAAAGUUACAAAAACCUUAAUAUGUAUGGACAGUACACCGUUGACACAUUCCUUCUGGGAGAUUUUAUAUUAGAUAAAUUAGAAUUCGUAAAUAUCCGACGUAUCGAAUGGAAAGGCACAGUGGAAAGAUUAAGCUUGGAAACUUUUGCUGGCCAAAUAACACUUAGAUUUCCCGCAAAAACUAGAGGUACUGACUUUAUGGCAAAAUUGUUCUCACGCGAUCUCAUUGAGGGAAAGUCUUUUGGACUAAGACUACCAAGUUUCAAUGAUGGAGAUGGGCGAGGUGAACUUAUUAUAGGAGAUUGGGAUCGUCAGUACGUGAACGAAAGUUUAAUUGAUUGGAUUAAAGUGAUAUCAGAUUCUUACUGGGAGAUUAUCGCUGAUAAAUUGGUAUAUGGUAGUUACGGCCUUGCGGAACAAGCCGAUAUGGUCGUCGACACUGGAUUGUCGAUUAUAGUUGGACCGCAAGUUAUCGUUAAUAAUUUGUUUAAAUCCAUUGGUAAUUCUGUAAAUAUCAUACCAAUAACGAUCACAUCGUUUUUGUCAGAUUACGAUGGCUAUGCGGCGAAAUGUUCUGAAUCUCUUUCAAAUUUCGAUUUCCUCAUAAAUGAUAGGCAUUACGUACUAAUGCCGAAGGACUAUCUACUACCGAUAGAAGGAAAGGAAGGUUGGUGCGCAUUUGGUAUAGCAAUGGCGAAUAACAAUUACACGAGAAGCUGGAGAUUAGGAGAUGUAUUUUUGUCCAAAUAUUAUACCGUGUGUGAUGGAAAUCUUUCCCGCUUGUCUUUCAAUGAUUAUUUGGCACGUAACAAUCAAACGCGUUUUUCUGCAGGAAAUUUUGUUUCGUUAUUAGAAAUAUAACAUUAUAACAUUUUGCAA